CUCGCCCGCUGCCGCGCUAUGCCCGCCGCCGGCUCCGAGCUGCCGCGCCCGAUGUCGCCGCCUGCCGCGCAGGAGCAGGGCGCCGAGUCGCGGCCACCGCCGCCGCCGCCGCACGGGGAGCUGCAGUACUUGGGGCAGAUCGAGCACAUCCUCCGCUGCGGCUUUCGGAAGGAUGACCGCACGGGCACCGGCACCCUGUCGGUGUUCGGCAUGCAGGCGCGCUACAGCCUGAGAGAUGAAUUUCCUCUGCUGACAACCAAACGUGUUUUCUGGAAGGGUGUUUUGGAGGAGUUGCUGUGGUUUAUCAAGGGAUCCACAAACGCUAAGGAGCUGUCUUCCAAGGGAGUGAAAAUCUGGGAUGCCAAUGGGUCCCGAGACUUCUUGGACAGCCUGGGAUUCUCCACCAGAGCAGAAGGGGAUUUAGGCCCAGUUUAUGGCUUUCAGUGGAGGCAUUUUGGGGCCGAAUACAAAGAGAUGGAUUCAGAUUAUUCAGAUCAAGGAGUAGAUCAACUGCAAAAAGUGAUUGACACAAUCAAAACCAACCCUGACGACAGAAGAAUCAUCCUGUGUGCUUGGAAUCCAAAAGAUCUCCCUCUCAUGGCCCUACCCCCGUGCCAUGCCCUUUGCCAGUUCUACGUGGUGAACGGUGAGCUGUCCUGCCAGCUGUACCAGAGGUCAGGAGACAUGGGCCUGGGUGUGCCCUUCAACAUCGCCAGCUACGCCCUGCUCACCUACAUGAUCGCACACAUAACGGGCCUGAAGCCAGGUGACUUUGUACACACUUUGGGAGAUGCACACAUUUACCUGAAUCACAUUGAGCCGCUGAAAAUUCAGCUUCAGCGAGAACCAAGGGCUUUCCCCAAGCUCAAAAUCCUUCGAAAAGUUGAGAAAAUUGAUGACUUCAAGGCUGAAGACUUUCAGAUUGAAGGCUACAAUCCUCACCCAACCAUUAAAAUGGAAAUGGCUGUUUAGAGUGCUUUUGAAGGAGUUGUUUGAAGGAUAUUUACACCUAGGUGAAAGUUCAUUUUGCUCUAAAGGAGAAGGAACUAGGUCAAAACCUGUUGGUGAUCUAUCAAUCAGUUAUUAUUCAUUAACUUUUAAGGAUGUUGCCACUGGCAAAUAGAACUGUGCUGGUUCUCUUAGUAAUAAAAGACCUGGAGUUAGGGUAACUCACUGAGGAUGUAUGUAAACGUAGAGAUUGUGAAUACAGACAGGAAAGAGAAAAUAUAUAUACUCUUAAUUCAAACUUUAUGUUUUUAUGAAAAUGGUCAGUGAAUUUCAAGAAUUAUGUAUAACUAUUGCCCAAAUUGGAGCAAGCUGGAUAACACCAUCAGUCAUAAUGCCUAGUGUGGUUAUGAACAUAUAAAGUUGUAUUUGUUUUAUAUCUUGCUGUAAUGUUCUGCAUUCAUGUUCUGUUUUUUUAAUUCCAUGUUGCCAUUUACCUGCUCAGUUCCUGCCUAAAACAGAUUUAACUGAACCCUCCUAAACAAACAUACCUGUGCUGUGUUCUCUUUUGGAUGCUGCUUAGAUGGGUAUGGUAUAUUUUAGAAAUGCUGACUAAGCUAUAUUUCACCCUAUUUUUCUAUGAUUCAUCUAAUUCUAGCUGCAUUUUAUCAUUAAAGUACAAUGAUUAUUUGGGAUAAAGGCUUUAAGGGUUAUAAAAAUAGUCUAUGAAAUAUCCCUUUACCCUCAUUAGCUUCAGCAUGGUGAAUUCUCUAAUAACGUGCUUAGACUGAGCAAGAGAAAGAUGCUAAACCACCCCAGGGCUGACCAGUGAAUGUUUUUACCUUUGCUGCAUAUCAGAUACCCCAAUAGUGCUGCACGACUGUUUUAUUAUGCUAAUUUAUGACAAGUGUGUUUUUAAAAAGAUUAAGGAAUUAUUCCAACAUGCUGCUUAUUUUCAAAGUUUAAUGUCUAGGUACCAGCACUUGAUAGAAAUUUUAACAUCUUCCUGGACUUUGAGACAGUUGGAUCUACUUUUGUUUAAAGAUUACAUAGGAGAAUGUUUUUGGCUGAAAGAAUCAAGUAAUGAUGACUAAGCUGAUGCCCGAGGUUAGUAUGACUUUCAGCUGAACUUGUUCUGAUUGGUAGGAUGAAUUUUUUUUUCUAUUUUUGUAAAACCAUACCCAAGAAAUUUUAAGCCUUUUCACUUAAAGCAAAAGCUGUUAAGCAUUCAGCUCUAAUUCCCUUGAGCAGCAAGGAGCUUCUCCCAAACUUCACCAUCUGGAUACUGGUGUUUCUUUACAGAUUCCUCCUUCAUUUCUGUUGAAUAACCAGCAUCCUAUCAAAGACAAAAAAUGGAAUCAUGUUAAUAACCACCUAGAACAAAAGUCAUUUAUUUUACUUAUUUCUGCUGUUCCUAGGAAUGCUUUUAAAUCUAAGUCAGAGGCAACUGAAUUAAUAAGUUUGCAGGUUGUUUGAAAUGGGGGAGAGGGACGUACUUUAUUGGCUGCUUCUCAGGGUUAGUGAACUAUUCACACUUCCUUUGAUGGUUCAACCUCUGUUGGUGAAAAUGAGCCCCGAUCUCUUGAACAGACGGAUAAAUGGCGCAGAUAACACAACUGCAGUCAACCUUUCACUAACUUGCUAGAUGGUGCCGGGGUUUUUUUUUAGUUUUGUUUUGUUUGGGGCAGGAAGGACCCAAGGAGUGCAUGUUUUCAGGUCCAGCUGGUGAGGAAAGGCUGGCGUGAGAGAAGCCUUGUCAGGGGCAUCCUGACCUUCAGGCCUGGGGAAUUUGACUAAAGAGCCAUAUGUUUCUAGAUAUUGAAAACAGACUUGAAGGAGACAAAGCUUUGUGCUCUGGGGUCUAGCUCCUGAGAAGAGUAGGGCAGGGCUGGCAGGGCUGGCAGUGCCUCCUCGGGGGUGGGGGUGGGGCCUCCCUGGCCAAACUCACCUUAGGAGGCAUGUAGGAAGCCUUCUUGAUUAUCACGGGGUACUUGAAGUGCUCGUGCAGGUGGUCGACGUAUUCACACAUCCUGGGAGGAAGGAAUCGGGUUGGGGUAAAAAUGCCUUCAGUUAGAUAGUUCAUGUGGUGCUGUUAGGGCAAAGGGGCGAGCACCACUAAGAAAGGAUGGACUCUGCCAAGGCUUGGCUGAUACCAUGUAUUUAUGUAAGUCCCUCAGCCUCUGGACUUCAGGUUCUUCUCUGUAAGGUAAAGCAGUAUGGGGGAUUGGAUGAAAUGAACUGUGAAGUAUCUUUUAACUUAAGGUUUUGUGAACCAAAAGGCAUCAAUUUAGACUUAGACGUAUCUGGGAUUAUUUGGGUGCCUCUAGCCAAAAGGUGAACAGAUUAAAGUCACCAAAUGAGGUCCCUUCCAGCUACACAAAUGAUUUAGAAGAGCACAGGUUUUAGGAUCAGACCAAUCUGUUCAAAUUUGGUGUCAGCCACUGUCUAGUUUUGUGACUUGGGGCAAGUGACCUAACUCUACUGCCUUACUUCAGCCAUUGGUUAAUGAACAGCUGAGAUGAGCAGGCCGUGUGUCCAGUGCUGGGGACACAAAGGAACUGGUAAGAGAGGGCCUUGUGGUUUCAAUGGCUGUAGAUACCAAGUUGUUGACUAUAAUAUGUACUGUGUAUAAUCUAGAACAGGCUACAGAUGAAGAACCGGCCCCUUGGGAGAGGACAGUGGGCCUUGAAGAAUGAAUAGGGAAGCAGUGCUCCACACACAGGGUUACAAAGCAGGUGACAGCACACGGCAUCUGUGUCUGGUGGCUGUCCCUCCUGCAUGGUGGCAUUCCCAAGCAGUGAGGUCUGCUUUCACGGGGUGGCAUGAGGUUCUCACCCACUCAUGGGCAGGCAUAGUGCCCAGUGGGUCAGAGCUGACCCUCUUUUGUAUUCCUCAGAACUUUGCAGGACCUGUCAAGGUUGGUUAGGAGUGUUUGUUUUUCUAGUUUAAAAUAUCUCAGGUUUAAAUACCCAGCUGCAGAAAGAACCAUUACUUUAUAGUUGAAGUCCCCGUAGACCCUCACAGGUCCCACUUCUCAGUCCUGAACUUGAUGUUCACCUUUCCCGUGCAUGUCGUCAUGCUUUCACUGUGUACUCCUAGUGAUCUUUCUGCACUAUCGCAUUUAAUUCUUGGAGGAGAGAAAGGCAUAAUAAAGUUGCAUGUCUGCAGAUGACUGGAAGGAGACUGUCCUAAUUUAAAGCUCACCUGGCACAUGUUGAGAAGUAAGAUGGAACUAAAAGAUGCAGCCAGAUCCUGAAGACUCCAGUGUUGGGAAGAAAUUGGACAGAAGCAGAGAGUAUACAUAUGAAAGCGGGGCUUUAGAAAGUCAGAAACAGGAGCUGUUUCUGGUUUCCAUUUGGUUGCAGAAUCUCCCCAUCCCCCUUAUGUACCUAGAAAACAGUAAGUCAGCUACCAGGAAACCACCCUCUAGAAGAAAAAAGACUUCAGUAGUGGGUCUCAAACUGCCUUUGAGUUAUGGGAUGUGCCAGUGGCCAGGGGUCUGGCCUGGAUUGAGACACAGUACUGAAGUUAAUGCCACAUCACUGACCUGUCUUUGAGGCUUGCAGAGACUGAUAUGAAGUCAAAUACAAUCAGGUGCUGCACCAGUUCACAGAGGCCAACUCCACCAGCAUGUGGGCACACAGGAACUAAAAGUGAAGACAGAUUUCCACUGAGUGCUAAGUAGGGCAGCGAGGGAGAAGUGAAGGAGAACCUGUGGCUUUUCUUGUUGCCUGCAGGUGAUUAAAUCGUUAAUAUUUAGGAAUGAAAAUCAUCAAAGAUUCCCUGAUUAAGCCUAACUGAGAGUUAGAAAAAAGUCAAAAUGGGAAACUCCAGAGGGAACCAGGCAGGGAAAUGGUGUUUGGUCCGCGACCCCGCGGCGCCCUUACUGUCAAACUUUUUGGCCAUCAGCAGCACUGAGAGGCUCUCGUUUACACUCCCCAGCCUGCAGCUGUCGAUCUGGAGAAACUGCAGGGCUUUUGCCUGUAGGAGUUGCUUAAAUAUCACUCUAUUGUGGCACUGGAAAUAGAAUUAAAAUACACCAACAGAAGAGUCAGCCUCAGCCUUCAGGAUCUAUAUACCUGGCACUGCCCCCAUUCCAAGUCUCUCAUUGGUGGCCUCCUGGAAGCCCGGACUGUAUUCAUUUUUUGUUCUCACUUGGCAUGAGGUGAGCCCUGACAGGCUAGGCGGGGACCUUCUGAUCACUUUGUUACAGAUUUGCUGGCGGAACCACGUGUGUGUCAUGGAAAAGUCACACCACUCGCCAUCUAUCCAUCAGUGCAUAACCGCCACCUCUAAGUGGGAGAUAAAGCAUCAGGAUGAAAUAAGGGGAUGGCGAUGAGCAGGUGGCACGGGCGACAAAACAGAAGCGUGGCAGAACGGCACUGCUCCUUUUGCUGGGAAAGCCGAGAAUCUGUUCCCUCACACAGCUCUACUCGUGGGCCGCCUGCCGCGGGCUUUGGCAGGCGCUUGUGCUUCGUUUAUAAGCACAAAAAGGGAACGCAAUCAUGUUUACCCAGUUUGGAAGCUGGCUUUCUUAAAACCACAUGGUGCACAUUAGGCCCCUGCAGCUUUAAAUUGCUGCCUUGUAAAUUCCGAUGAGCUACUUUGAAAAAGAUAAAUGACCUUAGUCAUAGGAAUUGUAGAAGAACAUGCAAACUCGACUAUAUAUUUGUCUUACUCCAGACUAUGAAGUGGUCUAAGGUGACCCAAUUUCUAAGAUGAAGAAAAUCUCCCAACUCAGAACAACACAGGUGAUGUAGCCUAGCGUAUGCCAGUGUCCCCAGUCGGUGGCCAGUGUGGGCUGACCCUGAGGAGACAUCUCUUACCUGUUCUCCGGUGGCAACGCCAAUUCCCAGGGGGACCAGUGCCUGUAAAAUAUAAGGCAACCUGAUGUUAUUUUCCUAAGUUUUUGAACUGAGACUACUAAUGUUUAAAAAUAUUUAGAGCUGUUCAGCUAUUUAGAGCUGAAGAAGGAAACAGCCCUGCCAUCGAGCCGUGUGAAGUUUAAGGAGCCACAGAAAGUGGUAGAGCGGGUGGGGGAGGUGCACUGGGCUAUCUCUGUCUGACACCAGCACAUGUUCCAUCCCACAACCAGUUCCUCCCUGAUUUCUCACCCAUCUGGCAGCCUUUGGUUUAAAUAGGGCUGCUCAUGGAGCUCGCUCUGUCAGAGGAUGCAAAAAUACAGGGCUCCCAGAAGUUAACACUUUCUCCUUAUGAGUGACCCACCUGGCGCUCUGGCUUAUAGAUCUGUGCUGUGAACCCAGCUAAUGGGAGACUCCCUGAGAGACAGGAUAUUUCUCACAUAUUCUUACAUAUGAAAGGGAGAGAAGCUGGCCCAAAUUCAGGUGAGUUUGCCCAGGAAGCGCCCUGGUUAAAGGGCUCUGUGGAAACGGAUGGGCAGCCUUCUCAUGGGGAGGCCUGACCUUGACAUUAGCUAAGCAAACCUUUGCUUAUGAAUCAGCCAGAGGAAUCUACACUUUGUUUCAAUCUGGGUGAGUAAAAUAUUUGAGUAUCAGUCAGAUUUCUGUAUUUACAAAGUAUGGGAAUCAGGUCUGUUAACCUUUGGAUUGCUGGUAGCCUUUCAACUGGUAGCAGUUUAGUUUCUCUAAAAUAAAUAGAACUGUGAAAGGGAAUAAGCCCAGGAAUCUUAGGAUCUGUGACCACCACUCUAGCAGCAGCAGCAGGUUUUUUACCUUGGAAAUGGUGGCAUGCCCCAGAAUGUCAUCAGGGGAGGUGGGCUCCUCAAUCCACAGGGGCUUGAACUCCGCCAGCUUCGCCAUCCACUCCACGGCCUCGGGCACAUCCCAGCGCUGGUUGGCAUCCAUCAUCUGAAAGGAGGGAGAGACCCUUCAUGGGGAGGUGUGCCCGCUGCUGACCUUGCUGCAGGCUGUGGCUCCCAGGGAGGAAACGCUGUCACUUGGUGCCCCUGACUGCUGCGGCCCAGCACACACCCCUAACAAAGGGAGCCCGAGAGCAGCCACCAAGACGAACUCUGGCUCCAGAUACUGUCUCAGAGGAGAUGCAAGUUGCUCAGGGAGCCACUGUGAGGUCCAGAAGUGCUUGCUGGCCCUGGAGCUCCAGCCUGAUCUACAUUUAGAAACCACCCAAAUACAUUUGUCUUGCAGGGUUCAUCAUUUGUAGGAACUGUUUUAUCACAGUCUGAAUCAUGCACAGUUAAUACCGAGUUUGUUCAAUAGUCACUUAUUGGCUAUUACCUACUAUGUGUUUGGCACAAUAAAUAACCCAAACUCUAUCAUUAAUUAGGCAUCUACUCCACUAGGCAUUUAAUGGAUUUUUUUCCAUUUAAUAUUUAUAAUAACUCUAUGAGGCAGUUCACAUUAACCCAUCUUACAGACAAGAAAACAUAAGCAGAGAAGUAACUUGCUCAAGGACGAUAAGUAAAUGGUGAGUUCAAAUCCAGGCCUCUCACUCUAAGGCCUGGGCCCUCUGUGUGCAGUGAGACUGCCAGGAAGCCAGGUGCUGGGUGUGCAGAGACGAGAAAGGGCCCCUCCAUCCCCGAUAUCAUCACACUUGGAGAAGCCAGACACAGAGAUGGAAUUCUUUAGUAGAAUGUGCUGAGUGGUCAGAGGUCCCUUGUGGGACUCUGUGGGAGCCAGAGGAUAGUGUGCCCAGAAUCUAUUCCUGUCAUAAAUUAUUUAGAUGAGCAUGACCUCACAAGACAAAAGUAGCAUUAAUUCAUGUAUAAAUAAUGGGACUUUUGAUCUUAGGUCCAGGACUCAAACUUCUAUUUUAAUAUAUGAAACAUGCCUCCAAAAAGAUAUAAAAACAUCUUAUUGUGACUAUUUUAUGAAAAUAUUUUACACAUAGGAAGAAAUGUUUUAUAAAAAUAUGUAGGAAUGACUGAUCCUUAACAUUUAUCUCGGCAAAAGUUCCAGCAUUUCUUGAGCAAUGGCUCCCCGAGACCCACCUACCUGAAGGCGGGUUGGCGGAUUUAAGAAGGGGGGGGUUGAAUGAUUGACAUACUGGGGGCGCCAAUGGGAGACCUGUUUGCUCAGGCGCAUCUGUCCUAGCACAAAGGAACAAUCCCUAAACCUGAUCUUACCGAAUUGGUUCUGUAGAAUAAAAAACUAUCAAUCAGC
Messenger RNA from Delphinapterus leucas (beluga whale), 8045 nucleotides. It is a transcript of the gene TYMS, whose product is annotated as thymidylate synthetase. Lineage: Eukaryota; Metazoa; Chordata; Mammalia; Artiodactyla; Monodontidae. Gene Ontology annotation, cellular component: mitochondrion; cytosol. The record is from RefSeq and is a predicted model, not a curated record. Gene Ontology annotation, biological process: dTMP biosynthetic process. Gene Ontology annotation, molecular function: thymidylate synthase activity.